AUGUCACUUCAAGAUUUCGAACAGCUUAAAAAACUAGGAGACGGUGCCUUUGGGAAUGUUUUCAAAGUAAGGCGCACUUCUGACGGACAAAUAUACGCCUUGAAAAAAGUCAGACUUGGCCCUUUAAAACCUAAAGAAAAAGAAAACGCUUUAAAUGAGGUAAGGAUUAUGGCUUCUUAUAAUCAUCCAAACAUCAUUGCAUUCAAAGAAGCUUUUAUUGAUGAAGCUUCCAAUACCUUGUGUAUAGUCAUGGAACUUGCAGAAGGUGGGGAUAUUUUAAAAAGAAUUGAGGCUCAUAAGGCAAAUAGGUCACGAUAUCUUGAAAAAGAUAUAUGAGACGCAUUAAUUCAAACAACGAGAGGGCUUAAAGCACUCCAUGACCUAAAUAUUCUCCAUAGAGAUUUAAAAUGUGCAAAUAUAUUUGUAGGGACAGAUGGGACUUAUAAGUUAGGAGAUUUGAAUGUUUCAAAAGUAAACAAAGGAGGAAUGGCGUCCACACAGACAGGGACACCUUAUUAUGCAAGCCCUGAGGUGUGGAAAGACCAGCCUUAUAACUCAAGCUCAGACAUUUGGUCGCUAGGCUGCGUUAUUUAUGAAAUGGCUGCACUUACCCUUCUAGGAUUUUUUAAUUGAUUUUUUUAUUUUAAAAAAAAAAAAUUUUUAAUGGAGAAGUUAAUCCUCCAUUUAUGGGAAAUGACAUGAAGGCACUUUAUAACAGAAUUAUAAGAGGAGUUUACCCUAAUAUUCCUCCUAACUAUAGCCAAGAUUUAUCAAAUGUAAUAAAAGCUAUGCUGCAGGUUAACCCAGCACAGAGACCGUCAUGUGCUCAAAUUUUGGAAAAUCCUUAUGUUUUACGACAUUUAAAUCAAGCCCCAGUAGAAGAAGUAAGCCAUGAGAAUCCUGAUUUGUUAGGCACAAUUAAGUUUGAGCCUAAUUUUCAUAGACUGAAUAAUAAGCUGCCUGAGGCGAAUUAUGAGAAAAAAGAAAGGGUCUUAAGUGCGAGGCCAAUAGCGGAAGAAGAUAUAGAUGAAAUGCCGCAGAAGCCAAGAGUUAUUUCGAGCGCAAAAGGACCUAGGCCUAUGCCGAGUGAAGCUCAAAAGAAAAUUGAUGCUUCUAGGAAUCCUUCUCAGCCAUCAUUAUACCUUAAUAGGCGGGUUUAUUUUUAUAUAAAUUAAGUAUUUAUAAUAUAAUUUCAUUAUAAAAAGUAUAAAUCAAAUCCCAGAAAGUAGAGCGGUCCAAGGACCUAAUUAUCGUCCUGCAGUCCCAGUAAAAAAUCCAAUACCACAGCCUAAAGCAAAAGUCCAAAGUCCUAACGUCCCUGCUAAAGCACCUGUUCAAAAUCCUAGUGUCCCUUAUAAGCCAGUUGUUCAAAGCCCUAAUAUUCCACCAAAGCAAAAUAUUCAAAAUCCCAAUAUUCCUCCUAAACCUGCUGUUAGUCCUAAUAUUCAGCCUGCCAAAGCUCCUUUCCAAAAUAUUCAGCCUGCCAAAGCUCCAAUCCAAAAUCCAAAUAUUCAGCCUACCAAAGCCCCAAUCCAAGGUCCAAAUUUUCAACCAUCUCGGCCUGCUCAGAAUAAUCAGCCUCCUCAAGGCAAAAUAGUCCAAAAUUAUCAGCCAAAAUAUCCGCAGCCUCAACAAAAUAUUCCACAAAGGGUUGACCCUCGAAAUAACGCCAAGCCAGACACCCGUGGAGGCUUAAGAGAAGAAAACAAGCAGCCAGGGCAGCCUCGAAACCUAUCAGUCCCAAGUGUCCCAGUCAGCAAAGUCGCCCUGAAUGAUGUCGGGACUCCCAAACAAAGCCAAAGUCCAGACUACAGGAACCAAUUAAAAGCCCAAUACGACAGAGUCCCAAACGCAAUAAACCCCAAAAACGCCCCAGUAAAAAAAUAUGAAGCCGUUAAGCCUGUAUGGUGGGGUUAA
Molecule: messenger RNA, 1917 nt
Organism: Blepharisma stoltei
Lineage: Eukaryota; Ciliophora; Heterotrichea; Heterotrichida; Blepharismidae
Source: the annotation of a GenBank genome assembly